This is a messenger RNA of Bacillus rossius redtenbacheri, 1691 nucleotides long. RefSeq names its product splicing factor 45 (gene Spf45). Bases 354 to 1553 code for a protein of 399 amino acids. The record is from RefSeq and is a predicted model, not a curated record. The transcript has 5 exons. Gene Ontology annotation, biological process: mRNA cis splicing, via spliceosome; alternative mRNA splicing, via spliceosome. Gene Ontology annotation, cellular component: precatalytic spliceosome. Lineage: Eukaryota; Metazoa; Arthropoda; Insecta; Phasmatodea; Bacillidae. Gene Ontology annotation, molecular function: RNA binding.
ACGGUCUGUUCUCCGUCUAGCUGCUAGGAUCAUGGCUUAAUAAGAGUAUGUGUAUAUUACGUCUAGUUUCCCGCGGGAUGUUUUACACAUUCGAGCACUCUUUGUUUUUUUGUUUAUUUACCCCGGUCAGUGUGUGUAGAUAAAGGUUAAGUUUUUAUUUUACGUUCGCAGUGAAAUGUUUCAUAACUGACUGUGAUGAACUGACGGUAAUAUUUAGCUUCAGCUUCCAUGCAAGAUUCAUGUAGUACUUAUUACUAACUUACACAGCAGUGUUUCGAAGACAUUUCAAGAAAAGUAUUGUGUUCGCCCGCAGAUAUUCAUUGGAUAAACUAUAACCCCGAAAUCUACGUACAAUGUCUCUUUACGAUGAUAUGGAUGCGAUUGGCAAACAGAAACCGGAACAAGUUGUUGCCUGGUCUUCAAGUAUUAAACUUUUGCAGUCACAGCUUCAAUUGAAAAAGGCUGUUCAAACGCAGCCAAAAAGGGACAGCAUUAGAAAGUCUGGGGCAACGUUGCCACCUGUUAUUGACUUGAAGUCUAAGAAAGAAGAAGAAGAUUCAAAUUCCAACUCCAGUACGGGUGCUGGGUUUGUUGUCAGCUUUCCACCUGGGAAGGAGAACCGUUCCACCAAUCAGCUGCCAAAAGACGCAGAGUGGAAUGUGGAGGAUGAGUAUGAUCCCAUGUUCCCCAACGACUACGAGAAAGUAGUGAAAGACUUGCGGGAGCUGAGGGAGCGAGAGAAGGAGCAGGAAGAGGAGGAGAGGAGGCGCAAGAACCGCGAGGAGCGAGAGAGGAGGGCCCGUGACCGCUACGAAAACGAGGAGAGGAAAGCAAACGGCCAGCCGCCCAAGACGGGCUUUGCAGGUCGCAAAGGCAGCGACGAAGAGGACGAUGAUAAACUGGAGGACAAGCCGCAGCUGGGGCGAACGACCGGGGCUGCGAUCGCACCGCCGGCGUCCCUGCAGGAGUCCCCGGCCGAGCUGCGUACCGCCCCCAUGUCGUACGGAGCCUCGGUCGCUGCCAAGAUCAUGGCCAAGUACGGCUUCAAGGAGGGCCAGGGCCUGGGGAAGAAGGAGCAGGGCAUAGCAUCGGCCCUGCAGGUGGAGAAGACGAGCAAGCGGGGAGGAAGGAUCAUCCACGAGAAGGACCUGAUCGCACCUCCAACUGUCGGGAGCCCCGUGGUCGACUCUCCGGGGUCCAGCUCCCAGACUGCGGAGCAGAAGCCGGAGCCAACCAUCACCGAGAUCAUGAAGAGUCCAUCCAAGGUGGUGCUGCUCAGGAACAUGGUGGGGCCUGGGGAGGUGGACGAGGAUCUGGAGCCCGAGGUCAAGGACGAGUGCAACACCAAGUACGGGGACGUGAUCAAGGUGCUCAUCUUCGAGCAGCCCAACGUGCCUGCCGAGGACGCUGUCCGCAUAUUCGUCGAGUUCAAGCGCAUCGAGUCUGCCAUAAAGGCUGUUGUGGACCUGAAUGGAAGGUUUUUUGGCGGUCGCCAAGUGAAGGCAGGCUUCUACAGUUGGGAGAAGCUUACAAGCCUACAAUUGCUGGACUAGACAUGUCUGCAGCAGUGCGAAGUGUUUAUGAAUUGCCCCAGUUGCGUUGGUGCAUUUCUAUUGUAUUUGUAUAUGUGUAAUAUGCAUAUUUUGUUAUUUAAUGUUUUUCUAUUAAUAAACUUAUUAGUGGCCAUGCAA